This is a messenger RNA of Porites lobata, 5643 nucleotides long. The record is from the annotation of a GenBank genome assembly. Lineage: Eukaryota; Metazoa; Cnidaria; Anthozoa; Scleractinia; Poritidae.
GAAGCCAAGCAAAUUGUUCUUUGCAAAGUGUGUGGGGACCGAGCUUCUGGGAAACAUUAUGGUGUACUAACUUGUGAUGGAUGUCGAGGAUUUUUCAAGCGCAGCAUUCGAAGAGAUCUUGCAUAUCACUGCAAAGAGAGCAACGCUUGCCCUAUCGACGUCGCCAGGCGCAAUCAAUGCCAGGCCUGCCGGUUAAGGAAAUGCUUCGAAGUUCGAAUGAACCGAGAUGGUGAGUAGUUUGCUGUUGUACUUACGAUAUAAAGGUGAAAAUAUGAAGACUGGCAAAUUUUCCUCUCCAGGGUUCGCAUUAAAUAACAAGACGCGGGAUCUAACUGGAAGCCUACAAUUGCAUAGCAAUGCGGCCAUUCAAAAGUUGAAAUAAUUAAACUUAAAUUAAAAUUCUUUUUCCUUUAUGAAUCACACUGACAGGGAGCUAAUGAAAAAACUGGAACGUUUUUAGUAAUUUUAAGCUGAAGUUUUUGGGCUGCAAUUCAGUUUAUUUCUGUCGUGUAAGGUUUCGAGGCCGGGCUAACCUGCCGAAUAAAUGGUCACCUGUCGAACAUGGACUCACCCAAAAUUUAAAAAGCGUAUACGCAGUCUUCGCAAAACUCAAUAGCUCACUUUGUACAUUGCAUCACUUUGCAGAUGGACAGAAAUUGAAAAAAAAUUCCUUAAAGUUCGCUUUUUAUCGCUCCUAUAUAUGCACAAUAAGUUCAAAACUAAUAGAUCUUACUAGAUCAAAUAUAACUUUAAUUUAUUCUAAUUUAUUGUUGAUCAGCGGGACGUGCUUUAUUGUAGCGAUUUGUUUUGUGUUUGCCAUAAAAGUUAUAAUCGCAAGAAAGACUAGAAAGCGUCAACAGAAAACUCACUUCUCCAAAACUGAUCAAACGCAACUUGUUUUUAUUGUGCAAAUUUCCUGAUAACCAGACUGAUCUCAUAUUCGAAAGCUAAUCAGUUCCAAAUAUACAACACGCGCGCGCAAACUAUUGUUGUUCAUUCACACUUCUAAGGUUCUAUUAAUUGCUGUUUACAUGUAGUUUUGCACAUAGCUCCUCCUUUCAUAUUUCUACCCAAUUUACGACGUUUAAGUGUUCGCAACUGGCGAGCAAUGUUAAGAGAUUUUACCCUCGACUGAAAGUAAUUUAUUAUUUAUCAUGUACACUAAACCAAACCGAAGCGACACGGCGGUUGCAACAGCGCCUCAUAGCCUGUGUGAGUAUGAAGACUCAAUUUUAGCAGAAAUUCAAAUCAAACAAUAAAGUGAUACGGUUAGUUGAUUAUACAAGUAAUAGCCCAGAACUCUGACGAAGCAGUAUCCGGGCAGUAUCCGGGCAGUAUCCGGGCUGCCUUAUGCAAAAUGGGCGUUUUAAUGAACACCAGGGAUUUAAUUAUUCAUUCUUGUGUUUAAAAGACCGAACACAAAACAAUCCCUGUAUACAAUUUGAAGAAGUUACUUAAAAAGGUGUUUUGUUUUAUACCCGUCUCAAAAAGAACCUUGCCAUGCUUUUGUUUGGUUAUUUCUUUAGAACCUUUUCUCUUUCCGGUUUCUUUUCACGGUCUUUUGACUCAUUUGAGAGUAAACUGUGAUUUAACUUUACCGCAAAAAUUUAUUCAUCCUUGCCUUAAGUCAACAACAUAAUGUAUUCAAAAAACAAAUGCUUAAGAUCCACUUUUGCAGUCAUUAUUUUUGCUUUAAAAAGUUUUUGAAAAGGAAAUUUCCACUUAUUUGGUCUAUAGAUCAAGACAAAACAUCGCGUACAAAAAAAAAUUACCCUUAAAGUUUGGUACAAUGAAGCCUCAGAUUUAUUCACUUUGGAAUUCAGCCCGAUCGCAAAAUAAAUAUUUUCUUAAAGGUGGCGUUUCCAUUUCUUUCUUCAAGCAGAAAAGCAAAUAACAAGUCAUAGGCGGCAAGGUAUACUGAAUGAAAAAGGCAAAUAUGGAUACAAAAACAAAUACGGCAUAAAAACUAUGAGUGAUAUAUAAUUUCGACCACCGUCGCAACAAUAUUUCUAAUCUGUUUAAAGAAAUUUUGUUAAAAGUUAUCGGUUUUGCUUUUUAUGCAGUCGACAAUAAAGUAAUAGUUUUUAAAAGUCACUUCUCUUGGCUUAGUGUAAAAUAAAAGGAAAUAUUUGGCCUAAGUACACUAAUUUUGUUAAAAUCAUCUUUUUGUUGACAACGCGCCAUUGUUUUUUUAUCAUUGAACAAGUGAUUUCUGAAAGCUAAUGACGGUAAAAUUAAUGAGAGCAGGUGUGCGAUUGUUUACCAAUAAAUGAGUUUAGCAACGAUUUUUCAAUUCGUGUUUUGAUUAAUUUGUUACUCAGCUCGACCAAAGUCGUCUUGUGGAAUUUAGAAAACUUAUUUGUGUAGCGAACAAAAGCAUUUCAAUACAUAUGCAGUCUUCGGGACUUGAUAUCAAUCUAAGGACCAGUUAGCCAAUCAUAGCAAGGCAAAACAUAAUCUCUAGGAAGGACAGCUGAGACUGUUAUAAACCUAUUAUCAUUUAUUACCCGCAAUUAUCAAUGUCCUGAGGGACCCCAAGGAAUUUAAAGGUUUUCUUUUGUUACGUCACAGUUGUUCGGGUAAGAGUGAUAACCAAUUAAAAGUUGCUUUAUUACGCAAUGUCAGUCAAACUAUUUUUUAUCAGGGAAGAUUCUUUUUCAGUCUUGUUUUUUUUAACAUGUCACGAUACAAAAAGGAAUGCCAAAGAUAAUAAUCAAACCAAUUAACAACUUCCUGUCGGCUACUUAGGCAGUAGUUACCAACUUGAAGUUGAUAUAGGAUAAUAAUAAUACUGCUCAUAAUAACGCUAAUAAUAAUAAUAAUAAUAAUAAUAAUAAUAAUAAUAAUAAUAAUAAUAAUAAUAAUAAUAAUAAUAGCGCAUAAUACAUAAUAGUAAUAAUAACAAUACUGAUGAUAUAUUUACCAUAGAACAUGUUUUUCGUAGUAUAACUAAUGCAUUAAAUUUCUUUAUACAAACUUUAUUUAUUUAAAAAAGUACUCAAAAGGACUUUACGCACAAAUCACUAGGAACUUGAAGUUGUGGCCUGCAACGAAUUCGCCAAAUACGGUGCUAUCUGUUAAAAUGUGAUGACCGAAAUAAUAACAGUAACGAUGAUGAUGAUGAUGAUAUGAAUUACAUAACUUUUAAAGUAGAAAAACAAAGUUUGUCUGAAGAAAGGUUCCUUUGAAAUCUUAGAAGCAGCUUGUUUACAUAAUUUUGAUGAUGAUGAUGAUGAUGUGAAUAACAUAACCAUGAUGAUAUGAAUAACAUAACUUUUAAAGAAGAAAAACGAAGUUUGUCGGAAGAAAGUAGUGCAAUUUUACGGUUCAGCAUUUUGGAUGAAAUCUGAAUACUUUAGCUAGAUGAGAGUAAGUUGUCUGUAACCUACCCUCCCUCACACGACUGAGUCGACUGAGGGCAAAAUUAAUGUUAUCUUCUGAUAAUAGGAUCUCAGCGCCUGUGAAAUUACCAAUAAAUGGUCUAUAUGUGAUGAAAACUAUUCAAGUACCAUUCGUAAUUGAAAGAAAGAAAGAUAUCAAACAAUUUAGUCGAAGACAAAACCAAACGUGAUCAGUUUUUGGUAAAUACUGGUCAACUUGCAGAAGAGUUGAACUUGAAUAGUUUGGCCCAGUUCUUGAGUUGCCAUCUUUUCCGUACUACUUAACAGACGAGUUCAGGAAGAGAAAGUUGUAACGUAUUGGGGGAGCAUUUCAGUGAUGACAAAGCGAACGCAAAAAUUUUCUUAACCUCACUGUGAUCUAUUUUUAACUUUUUCAGCCGUUCAACACGAGCGAGCCCCGCGAGCAAAUCAAAUCAAGAAGGUAGAAAACGAAGAGAUCCGAUGCAAGACUUUGAAAAGGAAACUAAACAAUUAUGAGCAAGAACACUUUGACAUGCCCCCCACCCCACCCACCCAGAUACACAUAACCCCGAAGAAAGAAAAGGUGUUCGACGCGCCGGUGACACCAGAGCCUGGUUGCUAUAGAAACAGCCCUCCAAGGUUUCUUAUUGGGUAUGUUAAUCCGGAGAGCCCGAAGGAUGUUUCAGUAGCCGUUUCCAUGGCAGCGACCAUGACCCCACCCCAUACCCCACAGCAUGGACAGCAAGUACCUUACCCACUUCUGUAUCUCGGCUCGCCGGAAAUGUUGCAUGAGUCCGCUGUUCGUAUCUUGUUUAUGACAGUCAAAUGGGUUCGUAACAUCCCGACGUUCUUUGAUCUGCCUUUCCGAGAUCAGGCGAUUCUUCUCGAGGAGGGCUGGAGCGAGCUCUUCAUCCUCAGUGUUGCCCAGUGGAAUCUUCCAGUUGAGAUGAACACUUUACUCGCCGCUGCGGGAUUGAACCCGGAGCGGGACGGGACAGACAAGAUGAUGUGUGGAAUGGGAGACAUCAAGGCGUUGAAAAACAUUGUUGAGAGGUUUCGAGCUGCCAAUAUUGACCAGACAGAGUACGCAUGCCUGAAAGCUAUUGUUCUCUUUAAGCCAGGUUGGUGAUUUUGUUUUUAGAUACCAACAAAGCAGUAGUAUUGGGUAUAGUUAAUAGGGGUGCUUACCAUUAGCCGUCUUGAAAGUCGUAAAGAGAAUUUCACUAUCAAUCCGAAAACUCCAGCCAGGAAGAGUCUAACCGCCGCCCGGUUAGCUUAGUGCGAUAAGCGCCGGUCUGCUGAGUGGGAGGUCGCGGGUUCAAACCCAGGCCGGACCAAUACUCAGAGUCUUUAAAUAACGGUCUUUAAAGUGCUGCCUUUGUAAUAACUUCUGCAAACGGUUUGAAUUUCUAGUCUUCUCGGAUAAGGACGAUAAACCGUAGGUUCCCUCUCGCAAGCCCUUGCAAAUAAAAUAAACCUGUGGGACGUUAAAGAACCCACACACUCUUCGUAAAGAGUAGGGCACGUAGUGCCCGGCGUAGUAGUCUAUCUCACUUUCACACUCAUGUAUGGGGGCAUCAUUACUCAUUCCUUCAUUAUUUGUAAACUGCACCUAAGUACUCUGGCAAAGUACCCCAACCAGUGUUGUAAAUUAUUCCUGAAAAACCCUGAGGGGAGUGGAUGAUAAGAUAUUUACAAUUUACAAUCUAUUCUAGGCUAUGUUCACGGGUAGCUUUUGUGCCGGCACGCAAACCAUACCGGACGGUGCUUUUGUUCACACAGUAAGAACGGCGAUUUGUGGAGAGGCAUAUAUGUAUCGGAUAGGUGUUCAUAAUUUACGGGAUGGCUUUUCGUGCCGGUACAAAAAGCUAUCUCCUAUAGUGUGAAUAUAACCUUAAACACUGGAGCUUACAACUGCAGAAUGACCCUUUUUCAAAGUGGAUAAAUACACACUCAACACUUUUAUGACACUGCUAUUUUCUAUUUCGGCGGCAAGGUAGAAAUACUCAUGCUGUUUGUAUUGAUAAUUGCCAUUUCAGAUACAAGAGGGCUACGAGCACCAAACCAUGUGGAACAGCUUCAAGACCAAGCACAAAGCAUGCUGGGAGAAUACGAUAAUCAGACCUAUCCGAGUCAACAAGUACGUUUCGGAAGAUUGCUUCUGAUGCUGCCUUCCUUGCGAGAGCUGUCUGCAAAGUGCAUAGAACAGAUAUUUUUCCGCGGUACACUCGACAAUAUUCCAAUGGAAAGACUUCUGUCUGAUAUGUUUAAGUCUGCUUAA